CCGGUUAACGGGAAUCGGAACUUAAUACCCAUACAUUGUUUGGAUUAGUAAAAUUUUUACUUAGAAAUGGGAACCUCGUUCCGUCUUGAAGGUAAAUCAAUAACUCCGCACUCCAUCCUUGGAUUACCAUUUCCCAUACCCUCCAUCCUCAUUCCCAUUGCUACCAAUCAUACAAACACCCUCCAGAUGUUCCAUUCGAUGAACACCAACAAGAUCUGUAAAGGACACUUUGUCUUGUAAAUAUAAUAUUUUUUGAUGAUAUUUUAUAAGAAUGGCUGUUCAUUUUAAUACUGUUGUUGGGCUUAUCAAAGUUCUUAAUACUUGUAUAAUACUAUUUGACCGCCUCAACAUCAUAGCUGCUUCCGCCAUGGUUGUAAUAAAGAAAAUGUGGGUUGUUUCUGGUCUACUGCUAUCAUCUUCUUCCUGGGCUAACAUUUUUCAACUCAGGGGAAAAUAUAUAUUCUUCUUUGAUGUGUGUAUAGACAUCAAAGAUGAAUAUAUUGAGGUUAUUAGGGGACAUGAGCCAUCUGGCUGGUGUUGUUCUUUUGAUUUUCAAGAUUCACUCCAUGAAAUCUUGUGCUGGCGUUUCACUAAAGACUCAAGAGCUCUAUGCUCUUGUCUUCGCUACUCGCUACCUGGAUAUUUUCAUAUAUUUUAUCUCACUGUACAAUACUGUAAUGAAGAUAAUCUUCUUGGGGACCUCUUUCUCAAUUGUUUGGUACAUAAGGCACAACAGAAUUGUCCGCAAAUCCUAUGAUAAAGACCUAGACACAUUUCGCCACUACUUUCUUUUGUUGCCUUGUUUUCUUUUGGCCCUAGUUAUAAAUGAAAGGUUCACUUUCGUAGAGGUAAUGUGGGCAUUCUCUGUAUAUUUGGAGGCUAUUGCCAUACUUCCUCAGCUAGUGUUGGUACAAAGGACAAGAAAUAACGAAAAUUUGAUAGGGCAAUACGUGUUCCUCCUUGGUGCAUAUAGAGCAUUCUACAUCUUGAACUGGAUAUACCGCUACUUCACGGAACCACACUUUGUUGAUUGGAUACGUUGGAUAUCUGGGCUUAUUGAGUUGUCGCUUUACGCUGGUAUCUUCUACUACUACUUCCGGAGGACUGCCAUGACUGAGAAGCUUGUAUUUAAGACUAUAAGUGAGUUGUUCGUUUCACCAAGCGUUGUGGAUUUGGAAGCGGGAAUCGGGUUAGUAAGUGACAGUUGUGGUUGCCCAACGCCAUGCCCCGGUGGUGAAGGAUGCCGGUUUGAUACUGCUAGUUCAGGUGAUAUUGAGCAUAAGCAGUGCUCUUGUGGCUCACACUGUGCCUGCAACCCUUGCAGUUGCUCUAGUGCUGUUACAGGUGGUUCCGGCAAGGCCUUCUGCAAGUGUGGUGAUUCUUGCACUUGUGCUACCUGUGCCUCUGUGACAUGAAGUACUUGUUGAAAUAUACACAUCAGUCUGACUAUGUUGCUGCAUAUGCCGAGAAACUUGCCAUGAUCAAGAAACUGCAAAAUGAGCUCUGGCUUCGGGGGUUUGAACUUUCAUCAACCUUGGUUUCUAUUUUCUUUAAAAAGCUCCACCUUUUAUGAGUAUGAAUGUAGAUAGAUGUGGGUUCUGUUAAGAAAUUGAAGAGCGCUUAGAUUUGGGUCUUGUACAGGACUGCCAUGACUGACAAGCAUGUAUUUAAGAUUAAAGUUUCAAACUUUGUCCAGAAAUGAUUCUU
Messenger RNA from Daucus carota subsp. sativus, 1707 nucleotides. Its product is annotated as ER lumen protein-retaining receptor. The record is from RefSeq and is a predicted model, not a curated record. The coding region runs from base 492 to 1415 and encodes 307 amino acids. Gene Ontology annotation, biological process: endoplasmic reticulum to Golgi vesicle-mediated transport; protein retention in ER lumen. Gene Ontology annotation, molecular function: ER lumen protein retrieval receptor activity; zinc ion binding. Lineage: Eukaryota; Viridiplantae; Streptophyta; Magnoliopsida; Apiales; Apiaceae. Gene Ontology annotation, cellular component: endoplasmic reticulum; cis-Golgi network; membrane. The transcript has 7 exons.